ACCUAUUCCUGCGUCGGCGUCUAUCAGAACGGCAAAGUCGAGAUCGUCGCCAACUCUGAAGGCAACAAGACGACGCCUUCCUACGUCGCCUUCACCGACACCGAAAGACUCGUCGGAGACGCCGCUCUGCGACCAGGCCGCCAGAAACCCGGAGAACACCGUCUUCGACGCCCAAACGACUCAUCGGCCGUCGGUUCGACCGAAUCCAGCAGUCCAGGCCGACCUCAGACAUCUUCCGUUCGCUGCGACUACAGCCGCGCCGGCAGAGCUAGUCAUCCAAGCCGAAGUCAAAGGGCGAACGGAGCGACCUUCAACCCCGAGGAGAUCCAGUGCGAUGGUGCUCUCGGCAAGAUGAAGGAGAGACUGCGGAGACGUGCUGGGCCAUCAAGUCCGCGACGCCGUCAUCCCACAGUCCCUCGCCUACUUCAACGACAGCCAGAGACAGGCCACCAAAGGACGCUGCCACGAUCGCCGGCCCUCAGCGCCAUCCGAAUCAUCAACGAGCCGACUGCCGCCGCUCUGCGCCUAUCGGCCUCGACACAGAACCUCGUCGGCGAGAACGUCCUACAUCUUCGACCUCGGUGGAGUGCGCCUUCGACGUCUCCGUCCUCACCAUCGCCGAAGGAUCUCUCUUCGAAGUCAAGUCUACGGCUGGAGACACUCAUCUCGGAGGAGAAGACUUUGACCAGCGGAUGGUCGACUCGCCGCUGCCGAGUUCAAACGCAAGACCGGCAGGACAUCAGCAAGAACCGCAGAGCGAUGCGACGUCUCGAAACCGCCUGCGAACGUGCCAAGAGGACGUUGAGCAGCUCCGCCGAAAACCAUGGUCGAAGUGGACUCUCUCUCCAUGAAAGGCGUCGACCUCUGCUCCAAGAUCACUCGUGCUCGUUUUGAAGAGCUUCCUGCUCCGACCUCUUCCGCAAGACUCUGGAGCCGGUGGAAGGCUCUUCGCGACGCCAAGCUCGACAAGUCCAAGAUCGAUGAAGUCGUGCUCGUUGGAGGCUCGACUCGUGUGCCGAAGAUCCAGAAGCUGCUCAAGGAGUUCUUCAGCGGCAAAGGAGCUCAACGGUUCCAUCAAUCCUGACGAAGCCGUCGCCUACGGAGCAGCCGUCCAAGCCGCAGUCCUCUGGAGUCCAGGACCAGGCCAUCAAAGACGUCCUUCUUGUCGACGUCGCUCCUCUCAGCCUCGGCAUCGAAAACUGCUGGAGGCGUCACGACUAACCUCACUCGACCGCAACUCUACGAUUCCCUGCCGUGCCACGAAGACCUUCUCUACCUACGCCGACAACCAGCCAGGCGUUUUCGAUCCAAGUCUUCGAAGGAGAGCGCGCCAUGACUCGCGACAACCACCGGCUGGGCCUCGAGCUCUCCGAGCAUUCCUCCAGCUCCUCGCGGAGUCCCGCAGAUCGACGUCACCUUCGACAUCGACGCCAACGGCAUCCUGAACGUCUCCGCCCAGGACAAGUCGACCGGCAGCAGAACCGAAUCACGAUCGCAACGAGAAGGCUGUUCCUCCCAGGCCGACAUCGACCGUCCUGUCGCCGAGGCCAAGCGAGUGCCUGAGCGAGAAGACGUGUCGCAACGCGCGAACGAGUCCAAGCCUGCGCAACUCGCCUCGAGGCCCAGCGCCUUCCAGGUGAAGCUUGCAGGCCCUGGACGAUGCACGGCAGCCGGUUGCCGGCCGAUGACGUGAGUCGCGUCCGCGCGACGCUUGCGAGGAGAUCGCUCCCGCUGGCUCGACGCCAACAGCCUCGCCGGAACGCGAAGAGAUCGAGUGCUCGCGACAAGCGAACCUCAGCGGCGUCUGUCAGUCGCCAUGGCGACGCAGCUCCACCAGCAAGUCGUCGCAGCAGUCGCAGGGCUCCUGCGGACUCCUGCGGCGCCGCCGGCUUCCUCCAACGCCAACUACCUCCUGCUGGACCGACCGUCGAGGGAGUGGGUCGACCUUAACUUGCUAA
Molecule: messenger RNA, 1958 nt
Organism: Caenorhabditis auriculariae
Lineage: Eukaryota; Metazoa; Nematoda; Chromadorea; Rhabditida; Rhabditidae
Source: the annotation of a GenBank genome assembly